AUGGGUCGCGGAAAAAAGUGGCGCCGCGACGAGGACGUGAGUUUAGCAGCCGCGUACGCUGCCGUCGCGGCCGCCGGUGUGAAAGAAGGUCCGUCUUUCUGGGACGCCGUGCGCAGUCGGGUGCAGAGCGCGCGGAGCGUGCGGGCGCUGCGGAAUCGAUGGGUCUUCAUGGUGCAAGAGGUGAAGGCGUUCGUCGCGUGUCUCGACCGUCUGGAAGCAGAGGGCGGCGGGCGGGAGGAGGUGGCGCUCGAGAGGGCCAUGAGCGACUUCCGGGCGACGCGGGGCCGAGACUUUGAGUUUCUCAACUGCUGGGACCUCGUGCGGAGCUGCUGCGAGGGCCGAGUGGUGGGAGGAAGAGGCGGCGAAGCGGCAAAGGCAGAGGCGGGAAUCGACGAGGCGCGUGGCGUGGACUAUGUGGAAGCGAGAGCCAAUGGAGUCGGCGCUACUGCUGCUGCUGCUUGUGCUGAUGCGGCUCCUGCUGUCGCGCUUGCCGCACCGAGUCGAGCGAUGAUCGAGUACGAGGCACCGCCACAGACGACGGGUGUGGUUGUUGUUGCGACGAAGAAGGAGACGACGACGAGGCCAACGAAGGCGGCAGUAGGGCUCAAGACAAAGAGUGCUGCAAGGGCUCGGACAGCAGCGGCCACGACGGAGGACUUGACGUCGGUGCAGCAGCAGCUGGUGAGCGAGAUGCGCCGGAAGAACGACCUGCAAGAGGACGAGCUCGCGCUCAAGUUGUUUGGCGAGGGACACGAGUCGGACGAGUCGCAGCAGUUUUUCAAGCUGCUCAAGCGGAAGAAACUGCUGUUGCUCGAGAAAGAAGUGGACGAGCUCGAGCGAGGGCAGCAGCGGCAGCGCAAGGAGUAG
This is a messenger RNA of Hyaloperonospora brassicae, 867 nucleotides long. The record is from the annotation of a GenBank genome assembly. NCBI's taxonomy places the organism in Eukaryota, Oomycota, Peronosporomycetes, Peronosporales, Peronosporaceae.